Molecule: messenger RNA, 708 nt
Organism: Verticillium alfalfae VaMs.102
Lineage: Eukaryota; Fungi; Ascomycota; Sordariomycetes; Glomerellales; Plectosphaerellaceae
Product: endoglucanase-1
Exons: 3
Coding region: 1-708 (235 amino acids)
Biological process (GO): polysaccharide catabolic process
Molecular function (GO): cellulase activity
Source: RefSeq, a predicted model, not a curated record
AUGCCUCCCAUCAAGCACCUGAUCGCCCUGGCUACGCAAUAUGCGUACUGGUCGAAGGAUGGCUACGAGCUGAUCAACAACACCUGGGGCCAGGACGCUGCGACAUCGGGCAACCAGACCACCUACUAUGAUGGCGUUCCGUCAUGUGGCAAGGGCAUCGCCUGGAGUUCCGACUGGGAGUGGCAGGGCGGCGAGAACAACGUCAAGAGCUUCGUCUACGGCGCGCGGCAGUUCGAGCGCCGCCUCGUGUCGGACAUUCACACGCUGCCGACGGAGUCGCAGUGGCACUACGAUCGGGAGGACAUUCGGGCCAAUGUCGCCUAUGACAUUUUCACCGAUACGGAUAAGGACCAUGUCAACAGCAGCGGCGAGUAUGAGCUGAUGAUCUGGCUCGGACGGUUCGGUGGUGUCAUGCCCCUGACCGAGGCCAAGCGGCCCAUCGCCCACGUCAACAUCGCCGGCUACGACUGGGAGGUCUACUUUGGCUACAACCACGGCGGCGCGAUGAAAGUCUACAGUUUCCUACCGGCGCAGGGCAACAUUUACGACUUCCGCGCCGACGUCAAGCUCUUCUUCAGCUACCUCACGAAGGAACAUCAGUUUCCCGCCGACAAGCAGUACAUGCUGGUCUAUCAACUCGGCACCGAGGCCUUCACGGGCGGUCCUGCAAAGUUCGUCGUCCCCAAGUUCAUCGCCGACGUCAGGUAA